Nomia melanderi (Alkali bee) is the source of this 1806-nucleotide messenger RNA. Its product is annotated as protein phosphatase 1A. NCBI's taxonomy places the organism in Eukaryota, Metazoa, Arthropoda, Insecta, Hymenoptera, Halictidae. The record is from RefSeq and is a predicted model, not a curated record. Gene Ontology annotation, molecular function: protein serine/threonine phosphatase activity; magnesium ion binding; manganese ion binding. Gene Ontology annotation, biological process: protein dephosphorylation.
CGCAGAAAAUCGUCUAGUGUAUAUCCGCCAUUCAUGCAAGUCGAUUUCGUUGGUUCUGUGUUGAGCCUAGCAAAAGAACAUGGUGAUAGUGAUAUGAAACAAGUCUAUUAGCAGUACCACGCUCUACACAUGUGUACUUUCCUGAAGUAACGAUGAUAUUUGGUCACGAUCUCCCUACGUAAAACUUAAGAAAAUGUUAUUUGAAUGAUCAGUUAAAAGAUGUUGGUCAAAUAAUAUCCAAGCAAGAAAAUUGUUCGAGCUGACGCAGCAAAUAUUUAGUAAAUACUAUGGGGGCACUUUUGGUUACUCCAAAAACAGAUAAAUACAAUGAGCAUGGCGAGAGCAAUGGACUGCGCUAUGGUGUUGCCAGCAUGCAAGGUUGGAGAGCAGAAAUGGAAGAUGCUCAUACAGCAAUAACUGGCUUAAAUGGUGGUCUCUCGGAUUGGAGUUAUUUCGCAGUGUUUGAUGGCCAUGCAGGUGCACUAGUAUCAGCUCAUAGCGCAGAACACUUAUUAGAAUGUAUAAUGCAAACAGAAGAAUUUAAAGCAGAAGAUGUUAUCAAAGGAAUUCACUCUGGCUUUCUCAGACUUGACAAUGAAAUGAGAGACUUACCAGAAAUGAGUUCUGGUACAGACAAAUCUGGUUCCACAGCUGUUUGUGCAUUUAUAUCUCCCAGAAAUAUAUAUAUCGCUAACUGUGGCGAUUCUCGAGCUGUACUCUGUAGAGCAGGAUGUCCAUUUUUUUCAACAAGGGAUCAUAAACCUGUUUUACCUGCUGAAAGAGAAAGAAUUCAAAAUGCUGGCGGUAGUGUAAUGAUUCAGAGAGUUAAUGGAGCUCUGGCUGUUUCUCGAGCAUUGGGAGAUUAUGAGUACAAGAAUGUAAAAGAUCGAGGCCCCUGUGACCAGUUAGUGUCUCCAGAACCAGAAAUAUUUGUGCUAGAUAGAGACAAUGAACACGAUGAAUUUCUAGUUUUAGCGUGUGAUGGUAUUUGGGAUGUAAUGAACAACGAAGAUCUAUGUGAUUUUAUACAUUCAAGGCUGCUGCUUACAGAUGACUUAGAAGCAGUUACGAACCAGGUUAUAGACACCUGUCUUUAUAAGGGUAGCAAAGAUAACAUGAGCAUAGUUUUGGUAACAUUUCCUGCUGCUCCGAAGCCAAGCCUCGAAGCGCAGAAGAAGGAAGCUGAGCUGGAAAAGGUCAUCGAAUGGAACAUGAGAGCAAUGAUUGGCGCACAAAAGGAUCAAAUUGAUUUUGUGAAGAUAUUACAAUUUCUUGUGGACCAAAAGAUUCCUAAUCUGCCUCCUGGCGGUGGUCUUCCAGCAAAGCAACCUUUCAUUGAACAAGUGUUUCGUAAAGUAUGUCCCCGUGAAACACUCAAUCAUAAUGUAAGUAUGGGAUACGAAUUUGAUAUAACUAACCCUUGAUCUUUUUCUAUACUGCAUCAAGUGUGCAACCAUAAUCAUUAUACAUGUUCCAUAAUCAUAACGAUGCAGAUGCUGAUAGAAAUACCUUUAUUUUAACGAUCCCUUCUGAUAUAAAGAAAUUCGUUUUAAAAUUGUAAGAAAAGUACAUUUGUAUAUUAUGAACUAAGUCUUAUCUGAAAUAAAUCUGUCACUGAACGAACAUGUGCAGAUCGUAAAUUCUUGCAGUAUGUUAUUGUUGACAAAAAUAAAUUAGAGUUUAAAAAUACAUCUAAAGAUUGUAAAAUGUUAUACAUUUACCCAGUCAGAAAGCGUGUACAUGGUUGACCUUUAAAGUUUCUAAGUUAUUUCAUGUAUUUGAUAAAUAUACAAGAUAUUAAUUUUC